Molecule: messenger RNA, 1059 nt
Organism: Nicotiana tabacum (common tobacco)
Lineage: Eukaryota; Viridiplantae; Streptophyta; Magnoliopsida; Solanales; Solanaceae
Source: RefSeq, a predicted model, not a curated record
AUGCAGCUCAGUGAGAGUGCUUUGAAUUACUACAGCAUGGAGAAUAACAUAGUACACAAAUUCUCUCGUUUGUUCCCUUCUUCUUUCUCUUCUUGUCAGUUCCGAAAUCUACCCGAUGUUGUUGAAAACCCUAUUGUUAUCUCCAAAACCUCCAAUAAUCAUGUUCUUGGAGCUUCAUCUAGAACCCAAUCUUCAAUAAAAACUCAAGAAUCCAAAUCAAACAAGAAUCAUUUGAAAAUUCCAAAAGGUUCUAAUAAAACGCAUAGACCCAAUAAAGAAUCAAAUGUUAUAAAAAGCUCUUCAUCAAAUAGUGGCUGGUUUAGCAGUGACGGAAGAGAUGAAUUUAGUGGCGAAACAGAAGAUGCUUUUUUCAGCUUGUCUUCUGGUUAUUUUUCCGAGUCUUUUCGCCCAAAAACUGCUAGUAAAAGAUACAAUCAAAGGAGUUAUGAAAUGGGUCGUUGUUCUUCUGAAUUAUCAGCCAAUUCUAUUUCAACAGCAACGAGCGAAAACAAGGUAAAUGGACGAGUCGGGUCAAACUUGAGCGAGUCAAAAUGGGUCAAAUCGAUAAAUGGGCUCGAGUUUCCCACCUCUAAAACAGAGCAAAACAGAGCAAAAAUAGCCAAAAAAAUAGUUGAAAAGCAGACAAGAUCUGGCGGAAGAACACGCCGGAAAACCAGCCCGGCUGAGAAGUUUGAUUAUUACAGUGACUCGAACAGUGAUAAUACUCGUCGGAAAACUACCAAGUGUCGCCGUAAAACGGGGAGGAACCACCGGAAAAUCAAGAAGUUGAGUUUAAUUAGCUCUGAUAAAAUUGGUCAGUUUUCAAUUGUUAUUGACGGGAGAAUUGAAGAGAGCAUUGCAGUAGAGAAGAAUACAAGUGAUCCAUACAAUGAUUUCAGAACAUCAAUGGUGGAAAUGAUAGUAGAAAAACAAAUUUUUGGAGUUGACGAUCUUCAAAGGCUUUUGCAUUGUUUUCUAUCAUUGAAUUCACCUUUUUUCCACAAGAUUAUUUUUGAGGUUUUCUCAGAGAUUUGUGAAGCUUUAUUCACUAACUGGUAG